Molecule: messenger RNA, 1431 nt
Organism: Medicago truncatula (barrel medic)
Lineage: Eukaryota; Viridiplantae; Streptophyta; Magnoliopsida; Fabales; Fabaceae
Exons: 6
Coding region: 112-771 (219 amino acids)
Source: RefSeq, a predicted model, not a curated record
AAAAAACCACAAAAAUAAAAUAAUGAGUUGGGGGAAGCCAAUCUGAGUUGGAGUCUAGUUUUCCACUUCCCAGUCUUACAGAAACAGGAUUUGAGUUAAAGGAAUCGAUUAAUGGCCGCACUUCGCAUCGCAAAUAGAAUCAUAAAUUAUCAUCAUAAUCUCUUAUACAACAAUUACCAGUACCGUUCAAUUUCCACUACGGUUCACCUUCAGAGUUCAUGGAUGGACAAGGUCAAAAACGUCUUCACAGGCCAAAAAUCCGAAGGAGCACCACCAGACGCAUCUCAAUUCACCUUACUCAAUUUUGCCGAUGAAAUGAAGAAAGCAAGAAAAGUUGGUGCGUUUAAAGAGUAUAUAGUUGGACGAAGUAGCGAAGUUACUUUUUCUACUGCCAUUGAGAAAUACGAAGUCAUUAUUCGAUAUCUCGCAGCUUUCGAUUACACAGGAGAGAACUUGACGACGAAUCAAAAACAUGAAGCUGCGAAACAUUGUAAUUGCACAAUUGCUGAAGUGGAGAAUGCACUUGCAAAGUUUACUUGGGCUAAAGAAGCACACAAGAAGAUUCAAAAGUUAAACCAAGAAGGAAAACCCAUGCCUAAAAAUAUGGCUGAACUACAAAAGAUGGUCGGUACAAAUCCUAUGGACAUUGCUAAGUCUAAUUUGGCUAAAAGUGGACAAGUUAGCAGGAAUGCCCUCUGUCCAUGUGGUUCAAAGAAGCGAUAUAAAAGGGGCCGGCGUUCGAACCUCGGACUCCCCACUUAUUUCCCUUAAAAGGUGCUGUGGAAAGGAUUGAAAGAAUUCAGAGGCCAAGUAUUAAACUGCAAGGAAGCCUUGACCGAAUGGGAUCUACACUCAUAGUGUUUUAUCUGGUUCAGAUCAAAGCUGCUCAAUGCACUAGACUGCAGACAUGGUUAUAAUAAUCAAAUGUUAGGAUAAGAUAUUUUUCCAAAUAGUUGCUUGAGAUUGUUAGUCUACAAUUUUGGGGGUAUAUUUAGGUAGAACUAAACAGAAUAUUUUUGUUCAGUUGAAGAGUAAUUAGUUAGUUAGUUCUAUUCUUACCCUUAAGCCUUAAUAAAAGGCAAGAAGCAAAAUUGUUAAGGCAGGAUUUAGUGAUAGUUGAAGAUCCUCUCCAUUUGGCAAAAUAAAUGGAGUUUUGCAAGUUGGAGAGAGAUAAACACAAAAAAUAUGGUGGGUCCCACCACUAAAUGGGUCCCACCAUCAUUAAUUAUAUUUUACUUUUUCCAAGAUUUUAUGUGUUUUAUCUCUCCAAAUUGAAGAAAUAGAGAAACACAUAAAUGGAGAGGAUCCUAACACGGAUUUAGUUUAUGCUCUUUAAUCUCACUCUUUUCAAUUUAUUUGAUCCGUAGUGUAAUCUUGUUUUGAAAAUUAACAGAUUUCAAUUUCAGCUCAUUUACUUUUGAUUUUCAAAUA